Messenger RNA from Hydatigera taeniaeformis, 2586 nucleotides. The record is from the annotation of a GenBank genome assembly. Lineage: Eukaryota; Metazoa; Platyhelminthes; Cestoda; Cyclophyllidea; Taeniidae.
AUGCUGUCACAGAAGCGUUGGACUCGUGAGACUGCUGAGAAGGAUAGCUCGCUAUAUGUCGUGAAGAGGGAUGGACGUCAUGAGAACAUCUGCUGUGAAAAGAUUUCGAACAGGCUACGCCGUCUUUGUGGUGGCCUCCAUGAAGAAUUUAUCGAUAUUGUGCGUUACUUUUAUCGUGCUAUAUACGUUGGAACUUCCGCUUUUUUGCUUGAACAGAGUCGAAUCACCGAUAAAGUUGUGGAGGGGUUAUUCGCCGGCGUGUCUACAUCGCAAUUGGAUUCUCUGGCUGCUGAGAUUUGCGCCAGUUUGGUAACUAAACACUAUGAUCACGGUGUUCUCGCUGCUCGACUCUUUGUAUCGAACUUACAUAAGGAGACUCCAUGCAGAUUUUCUGAUGUCAUGGAGGAUCUUUACAGAUACAUUAAUUCCAAAACUAAGAAGCACACUCCGAUGAUUUCGGGCGCUUUAAUCGACGUGGUUCGAGGAAAUCGUGACCGGAUAGACGCUGCUACAUUGGAGAAGUCGUAUCUUCUUCGUAGGGAUGGGAGAGUUUGGGAGAGACCUCAGUACAUGUUUAUGCGGGUCUCGAUAGGUAUUCACGGCGAAGACGUGGAUGCUGCCAUUGAGACGUACAAUCUAAUGUCUGGAAAGUGGUUGAUUCAUGCCUCACCAACGCUCUUUAACGCUGGGACGCCUAAUGCACAGAUGUCUAGCUGCUUUUUGGUCACGAUGAAGGAUGACAGUAUCGAGGGCAUAUACGACACGCUCAAACACUGCUUUUUGGUCACGAUGAAGGAUGACAGUAUUGAGGGCAUAUACGACACGCUCAAACAGUGUGCCCUUAUCUCCAAAAGUGCGGGUGGGAUCGGUCUCAAUGUUCAUUGUAUUCGGAGUAAGGGCACGUUCAUCGCCGGCACCAAUGGGGAGUCGAAUGGUCUUGUACCGAUGCUGCGAGUCUUCAACAGCACUGCUCGUUAUGUAGACCAAGGUGGGAACAAACGACCUGGCGCCUUCGCUGUCUACCUUGAGCCAUGGCAUCCAGAUGUACUGCAAUUUGUGGAAUUGCGGAAGAACACUGGCGCUGAGGAGAUUCGUGCAAGAGAUCUUUUCCUCGCGCUUUGGAUCCCCGAUCUGUUCAUGAAGAGGGUUGAAACUGGUGGUUCAUGGACCUUUAUGGAUCCCCAUGAAUGCCCUGGUCUUGCUGAUUGCUGGGGGGAGGAUUUCGAACAACUUUACUCGAAGUACGAAUCAGAAGGUAGAGGUCGCAAGACGCUGCCUGCCCAAGAAGUUUGGUAUUCCAUCAUUGAGAAUCAGAUCGAAACAGGCAAUCCCUUUAUGCUUUAUAAGGAUUCUUGUAACCGGAAGUCCAAUCAUCAACAUCUAGGGACUAUAAAGUGCUCAAAUCUUUGCACCGAGAUUGUCGAGUACAGUUCGCCUACGGAGACUGCUGUGUGCAAUUUGGCUUCUAUUUCCCUCCCCAACUUUGUGAACACAAGCACAAAGAGUUUUGACUUCAACAAAUUGCAGUAUGUGACUGAAGUCAUAACGAAAAAUCUUAACAAAAUAAUUGACCGGAACUGUUAUCCCGUGGAGGAGGCUCGCAGGUCGAACAUGCGUCACCGACCGAUCGGGAUUGGAGUACAGGGUCUUAAUGAUGCCUUCGUUCUAAUGCGUUAUCCGUUUGAUAGUCCAGAGGCAGCCGCUUUGAAUAAGCGCAUUUUCGAGACGAUAUACUACUCAGCGUUAAAUGCUUCUUGCAAAUUGGCAGAGAAGGACGGUCCAUUUGAGUCCUACCCGGGAUGUCCCGUGAGCAAGGGUAUCCUUCAGCCUGACAUGUGGGGUGUUAACACUGAUGAAUUGUCCAAGAUCUCGGGACUCGAUUGGAGUGGUCUUCGUCAACGCAUCAAAGAGUUUGGCGUACGAAAUAGUCUCUUAAUCGCCCCUAUGCCCACGGCCUCUACGGCUCAAAUUCUGGGUAACACAGAAUCGACGGAACCAGUCACCAGUAACGUGUUCAGCCGUCGUGUGUUGUCGGGAGACUUCCAAAUCGUAAACUCGCACAUGCUUCGCGAUCUGAUUGACCUCGGAAUUUGGUCGGACCAUUUAAAGACGGCGAUAAUCUCUAAUCAGGGAUCAAUUCAAGACAUUGACGGGAUCCCGGAGGAUCUCAAAGCUCUCUACAAGACAGUCUGGGAGAUACCUCAGAAAAAAAUACUCGAUCUGGCAGUCGAUCGUGCUCCGUUCAUCGACCAGAGCCAGUCUCUUAACUUAUACAUGAAGGAGCCUAAUUACGGGAAAAUCACCAGUAUGCAUUUCUACGCCUGGAAGCGUGGGCUCAAAACAGGGAUGUAUUACCUUCGCACCAGGCCUGCUGCUGAUCCCAUCAAAUUUACCGUAAAUAAGAAAGAGGUUAGCGUCAUUUUGGCUACCGGCUUCGGCAAGAUUGUAUCUCUUGCUGAUAAAGAGAAUCAGAGCUCAGAGGCGAUAGAAGCAACGAAGUUGGUGGAAGAGGCCUACAAGAAGAAUUUGAAUACAAUUGCGUGCUCGCUGAAGGGUCCUGGCACUUGCGCUAGCUGCUCAGGCUAG